Seriola aureovittata is the source of this 7506-nucleotide messenger RNA. It is a transcript of the gene rbm15b, whose product is annotated as RNA binding motif protein 15B. The transcript has a single exon. Bases 767 to 3325 code for a protein of 852 amino acids. Lineage: Eukaryota; Metazoa; Chordata; Actinopteri; Carangiformes; Carangidae. Gene Ontology annotation, molecular function: mRNA binding. The record is from RefSeq and is a predicted model, not a curated record. Gene Ontology annotation, biological process: regulation of alternative mRNA splicing, via spliceosome. Gene Ontology annotation, cellular component: nucleus.
GUAAAUUAAUCCAUAAAACCAACAUAAAACCACCCACAUUAACACCAUCUAUUUACUUUGAAACAUUUUUUUCUCUUUAUAUCCUAUUGUUUUACCAACUUCAUUUGUUUCAUACAAAGUUAACAUAACCAUGAAGGACAAACAAGAAAAAAGGUGAAUUGAUUAAGGUAUUUUAGAUUGAUGCCUUUUUUUCCCCCUUUAUGUUUUUCCAUAUAAUUCUUCAAAGUAAUGUCUCAUUUUGCCCUAUGGAUAUAAAACUAGGCAUUUAAAAUAAGAAGAUUUAAAAUAAUUCAUGUUUAUUUUAUUUAAAAAAACAAACAUUUUAAUUUAAUCCUGGUCACGCAGCAUUUAAAGUACAUGUUUCACAACUAAAUUGAUAAUGAGAAAUAUUUACAUAUUUAUAAAACAAAUGUAAAAUUGUUUCUGUUCAUCCUAAAAUGUAUUGGGGCCCAAAACAAAAGCGUGACACGUCAUGACGGCCGCCGGAGUCACGUCACCUCAGUCCCCGCCCUCCACAGGGAAAGCGCACAUUCCUAUUGUCCAAGAUGGCGGCGUUGGUGCAGGUCCUCUGAUGCUGACAUGUUUUUAAACGAGUUUAUCCCUUUUUUUCGACAUAUAUGCAAAUACUCAGCGUUUGGAGCGGGAGCGUUUCUUCACCGAAGCUGUCGUCUGCUACGUUAUUUUUGCUAACACCGCAGAAAUUCGCUCCCCGGGCCGGAUUCCCGUUGCAGGCACCGAAAAGUUUGAGCUCCAUCAUCCUUUGAAAAUGAAGAGGCAGGCCGGGAGAGAGACUAGUCCGUCCAGGGCCAUCGCCAAACGGAUACGGGAGAGGGAGCGAGAGAGUGCGCGGAGGGAGGAGCUGCCGCCGCCGCCGCCGCUGGCUCUGCUGCUGGCGGACAGUCGGGGAUAUCACCGACGGAGCCGAAGCAGGGAGCGGGAGAAGCCGCGGCUCAGGGAGGAGCGGGCGGCCGCCUUGGAGCUCCACCACCGACAUGAGCUCAGCCUCCUCGGUCGUCCGCCGCUACGGACAACGGCUGCGGCUGCGGCGGCGGCGGAGCUCCCUGCCGCCAGGCCGGGCACACUGGAGUACAAAACGCUGCUCAUCAGCAACCUCGGCUCGCAGGUCUCGGACGAGGACGUGGAGGACGCGCUGUUUCAUGAGUUCAAAAAGUUCGGGGACGUGAGCGUGAAGCUGUCGCACACCCCGGAGCUGGGCCGGAUCGCCUACGUGAAUUUUCGGCACCCGGAGGACGCCAAGGAGGCCAGGCACGCCAAAUCCUCCAGGUUAGUGCUGGGCGAUCGACAGCUCAAAAUCGAACCCAUGUACGUUAGGAGGCGGAGUGUCACGCCGCCAGACGUUGGUUAUUUACCUCUGCACGCGCCGUACCCCUACAGACAGCGCUCCCUCUCCCCGCCGGGGCCAGGUGUGAGCAACAUCAGAGACAUCAGAGCGAGACAUUACGCCUUGGAGACCCUGGGUCUGAGCAGAGAGAGGGAGAGGCUGUUGGAUUAUUAUGGUAUGCUGGAUGAGAGGGGUCGGCCCUAUGGCUUCCCUCCGAUGCCAGUGGUGGAGGAUUUAAAACCCGAGGAUGAUCAGAGGGCGACCAGUAACCUGUUUAUUGGGAAUCUGGAUGGUAAUGUUACAGAAGCAGAACUGAGGAGGGGCUUUGACAAGUACGGGAUCAUUGAGGAUGUUGUGAUUAAACGCCCAGCUCGUGGACAGGGUGGGGCAUAUGCUUUUGUGAAGUUUCAGAACCUGGACAUGGCCCACCGGGCCAAAGUGGCCAUGCAGGGACGGCUGAUCGGUGGCAACCCGAUAAAGAUUGGCUAUGGGAAAGCCAACCCUACCACGCGGCUUUGGGUGGGGGGUCUUGGGCCUGGGAACUCCCUCGCUGCUCUCGCUCGGGAGUUUGACCGGUUUGGAAGCAUAAGGAAUAUCGACUACGUGAAGGGGGACAGUUUUGCUUACAUUCAAUAUGAAAGUCUGGACGCUGCACAAGCCGCCUGCACCCAGAUGAGGGGUUUUCCUUUAGGUGGCCCAGAGCGGCGACUGAGGGUGGACUUUGCUAAAGUUGAGGAAAGCCCCUCUCGGCCAUUUCCACCUGGCUACCAGCCUCCUGUUGCACUCCCCUCCCACUACGACCUCCUCGGGGAGGCCUACAGCCGCCAUCGCAGCUUGGAGCGAGAGCUGAGGGGAGCCAGGGACCGCUCAUCGCCGCCCUCCCACAGCGUCCUCUCCCAGAGGGAAAGAGAAAGGGCCGUGCUGGAGAGAGACUACCCCACUAGUCCAACCCGUAGCCUGGAGAGGAGAGCGGGAGGGGUGGAGGCGUUCGGGAGGAGUGGGAGAGCGGCGAGGAGCCGCAGCAGGAGCAGGGAGCGAUGGCUGAAGGAGAGGGAGGAGAGGAGGAACAGGAGGAGGAGCCGGAGCAGGAGUCUGUCCGCUGAUAGGCAGACAGAGGAGAGGGAGAGAGAGAGGGAGAAGGAGAGGGGGAGGUCGAGGGUUCGGGCUCCGGCUCCGGGAGGGGUCGUCUCUCCUGACGUGAGCCCCGACCGAGCGCGGGUCCGAGCCCCCGACUCCACCACCGAGCCAAGAGACCACUCCCCUGACAGCGGUGUAGCUGGACGCCACUCUGCCACCAAUGAAGAAGAUCCACUGCCUGGCCGCCACCACAGCAAGAGGUCCUCCAGCGUACACCUCAACAACCAUCACCAUCGAAACAGCGAGGUCAUCGCCGCCAGCUCCCCCGCCAUCCACACGGACACGCACACCUCCUCCCCUCCGAGCACGCUGUCGGAGUUCGCCCAGGCGUCUCUCUCCAAAACGUGGCACGGCUUCUUCGCUCUGAAGAACAGCAGCUUCCCCACAGACCUGUACCUGCUGGAGGGGGGGCCCUCGUUCUUCAACACGGUGAUGAAGGACACUCUGAAGCUGCAGAGCCAGAACCAACCCAGCCAGCUGAAGAUCGCCCAGCGGCUCCGCAUGGACCAGACCCGCCUCGACGAGGUGUCCCGUCGCAUUAAACUGGGGCGGCCCAACGGGUACGCCAUCCUGUUGGCUCUCCAGGGCCCCAUCGACCGCCAGGCCCCCGCUCCCGAGCCGGGACUGCAGGUGCGCUUGCUCCGCCACCUGGUGACCUAUCUGCGGAACAAGGAGGCAGCGGGAGUGGUGAGCCUCCCCGCUGCAAAAGAGGGCGGGCCUGGGGCGAUGCUGUACGCCUUCCCCCCUGGAGAUUUCUCGCAACAGUACCUGCAGGCCGCCAAAAGGACUGUGGGUAAUCUGGACGAGGAGCACAUGGUGAUUGUGAUCGUCACGGAUACUAACUGAUUAUUACACUGAAGAGUACACACAUGUACAGACGCUUGUGAAGGCAUGCACACACACACCGAGCGAGACUCGCCCGGUGACUACAGAUACUUCCAUGUUUUUAGAAAGAAGCAUUUUAUUGUUUUAUUCAGUGUCUUAUAAAUGAAACACAGCAAAUUACACUACAUCUCUUUUACUCUCUCUUCCUCUUUUAUUACUUUACUUCUCCCUUUCUCCGAAGCUGAAUUAUUGUCACGUUCACAGGCAGAUAGGAUCUUGAGAUUUGGAUUUCUGGGGGGGGGUGGUGGAAGUGUUAAAAUGGCCUGUAAUGAAAAACACUUAAAGGAGAGAGGACGUGCUGCACACACAGGCAGCACUGCCGCUGUUGUACUCUAAGCUGUAACAUACGACACUAAAAAACCGAGAGGGUUUGUUUAUAUGCUCGUUUACUUUAUUUGUCUGUUUUGUUCUCCUUUUUUAUUUGGAUUUACCAGGUUGUUCUGUUCAUCCGAUACAAGUUGGGACUAGGAGGUUUUAUACAAAGUGAUUGUACUGUAAACUGAAUUGGAACUCAGCGCAGCGCCGGGCCGAGUCCUGGCUCGGGUUUACUUCCAGUUUGUCUUUCUCCACUCGCAGGUUGAGACUGUUGUGAAGCACCAGCCAGCUACGGCCAGUAGAGACAACAAUGUAUUUCCUCGACCCGUCCCCCCUGACUAAAUACUUCACGUAGCUAGUGUUUUGAAUCAGUUGAACCAUUCCAGUUUCUUCUUUCAUUUUCGAAAGGUGUGAGUGUGUCUCGGUCUGUCGUUGCAUGCAGAAAAAAGAAGAGAAAAGAAAAAAAGGUUCUGUUUUGUCCGUCUCUUAAAAUGUACGCUUCCCUUUUCAGUACACUGUUGUCACUCGGGACAUGUUCAGCUGUUACACUGGUGCGAGGUCUGAUGUUGUCGCUGGUUCGGGUUUUAUACUGUACACCGACUUUUAUUCGGUUUUAAUACAUCGAUCCAUCCAUCUCUUAAGUCCAUCCAUCCUCCUCUUGUCUUCUCAUCUGCCUUUUAAAAAGAUGUCUUCAUCAUCAGAUCAUUUUAGCUCUGUUUCUAUUCUUCGUCUCUUAACGCGAACGUCAUUCACAGGCAGUUUUUCAGAAAGACAGUUACAAGUUUUUAGUGAAAUUCACCUUAAGCGUUAAAUAUCUUUUAACACUAAUUCUAACUUCUUUUAACCGAACUCGCCCUGAUUUAAACUUCUAACAUCCAUGUCAAGUCAACUUUUUUGUCAAGAGGAUAUUUUAGUAAAACACAGAUUCAAAGUAUGUUUUCUCACCCAGAUGAUACUGAAUAAAAAUAUUAGAGGUUAGAGAAUAAAAAAAAGAAGUGGAUAUUCUUCUGCACACCUUCGACGGGGGCCAGAGACUUUUUAUUUUGUCAGAGUGUUAUUGCUGUGUGAAACUUGGGAGCCAUGAAAACGUAUAGAUGUUCUUUUUUUUUUUUUAUCCCUGACAACAUCGUCGCACGUUUGUUGUCAGACGGUUUGUUUUGCACCAACGUAAUGAGAAUGUAUGUAGUUCACGUAGAAGAGGUGAGAUGUGUUGAAACCUCGUGUAGCCUGGGUGGUAGAUCGACAACUCUCAUCACACACCGUCGUUUACUACAGUUACUGUUUUACAAAGGCCAGAAAAAGGUCGAUGAGGGAGAGAGAGAGAGAGAGUGUGUCAUGUUCUGUUAAAACUCCCGGAGCUCAGGUUUUAACAGCGGGUGUAAUCGUAUCUUUCAGACUGAGCAGGAAACAACUGUUUGUCAGCUGUGAGUUCAGUGACAUAAGAACGAAUCGGGAAUUAGAGAAGAAAACUCCCACCAUUUGUUUACAGCACAAACAGGUAAAUGUGAGUCACAGGACAAGCUGAUGUUAAAACCACAUGUAGAUUUGUUCCUAAGAUGUAAAAGUACUUAGUUUGGGUGAAUAUCUGCAACUAAUGAUUAUUUUCAUUACUGAUUAAUCUGAUGAUCAUUUUAUCAAUUAGUCUGUUAAUUGUUUGGUCUUUAAAUGUUUUUUCUGGCCUUAAAUCCAGUGUUCAGUUCACUGUCACAUGGGAUGGUGGAAAACAGCUGAUUUGUUGACUGGAGAAGCUGGAACUAGGAAUUUUUGGCAUUUCUUGUGGGAAAAACUUUCAAUAAUUAAUCCAUUAUUGAAAUAGCUGCCGAUUAUUCUUCUGAUGAUCGCGUAAUCGAUUAAUCAACAGAUCAUUUAAGCCCCAGAAAAAGACUGUUUUCCUAAAAUAUUACACACCUGAAAUACAGAAAAUGUAUUAAGUAAAAAAUAGAAGUAAUAUCAUUUACCUGUACACGAGUAGAACUGUGUUGAUGCUGCUGCUGUGUUACAUGGACGUCUCACUGUGGAACAACAGUUUUUCAUUCUUUUAUUCUGUUUUAUCAAAGAAUUGAAUUCCACGUCUGCUGUCUGUUUGAGUUACAGUGUCUGAUUCUCAGCAGGAUGUACUGUAAAUUAUGUGGCAGUAAUUACCAGUGGUGGAAACUAACUCAGUUUAUUUACUUCAAAGUGGCAAAUUUGAAGAUUUUUCACGUAAAUAAGAGUCUUUUAAGUCGCUGUCUGUCGCUGGAGGAGGUGACACUGGUGACUGAGCCCAUGAUCCACUUACAUACAUUGUGUAGAAGUCAUUGCAUCUCCCAGUUUGUUGAACCGAGUGUGCUGUAUGGUAGAAUCACACGUGAUUCAAAAACAAACCUGCAAUUACCAUGUAUGGCCAUAGGUGUCGCCAAAGAUAACAAAGCUUUGAUCAUCGAGAUCGCUACUUGAAGUACUAAUGUAUAUGUCUUUGGUUUGCAUACUUUAUUUAAUUGUUUCCAUUUCUGCUUCUAUAAACUUCUUACACUAAAGUUCAGAUGGAAAUAUUCUACUUUUUACUUCACUACAUGUAUUUGACAGCUGUUGUCGCUUGUAUAUUUUGCAGGUUAUGUAUCAUACAAAAUGUAUGAUUUUCUAAAACAUGAUGCAAAAAAAAUCUCCAUUUUAUCAAGUAAUUUUAGAAUGACCUGUAGUCACUUUUAAUUUUUUUUUCUUUUCUUAAAAAACGUGAGAAACAUUUUCUAUCACAGUGAGAAUAUUUCAACCUAUAUUCAGUGUAAAUCAAAAAUUAGCUGUACAGCAGUUCCCCUUACUUUCUUUUGUCUCAAGACACAGACACUCUCUUCCAGAAGAGUUUAAACAAGUUGAGUUAAAUUAAAACAAGUUGAAAUGUUGUCACCAAACUACAAAAUUAUAGACAAAAUUGCUUUCAUAAGAUUCACGUUUUUGCUACAGACUAAACUUAAAAAUGUUGGUAAAAUCAGCAACAACAAAAUAACUGCCCACACCUUAAUGCAUCAUUGCUAAUAAUAAGCCAUUCAGCAAAAGAAGUACUUUAUGUUUUGUUGCUCUACUUACAUUUUACUCUUAAUAUUUCUCUGCUUUUACUUGCAAUGGAGUAUUCUUUCAUUGUUUGGAUCUGAGCACUUCUUCCAUCACUGGUAACGACUGAUUUCACAUGUGGCUUGACAAGAUUUCUCACCUUACUGUCUUAAAUGUCAUGAUUAUUACACUAUAGCUGGACUUCACCUUUCUUUUUUUGUAACUGUCACACACGCUGCAUCGUUUGUCGUUCUCACUUUUGUAGCCUCGUAGCUGUUGGUCGGAAAGUUGCUCAACCCAGCGGUUUGUGCAUGUUGGGCUUGAAUGCAUUAGAUGAAGGAAAUUAAAAGGAAAACGACUGUGAGGGCGAAACUGUGCAGGAGAUCGGCCAGUUGUUCCUUCAGGGAAGCUUCUCCUCCUAAAGAGGCUUCUGGAAAAAAUUUGGUCAUGUGACUGUUGCUGAAUGUUCAUCACCACAUCGAUCAUAUAAAUAUAUCAGUUUUGUACAAUAUACCAGUAUAGAAAAUAAAGAAGUGAAACCUUACUUUUUCUAUCAGCUGCCCUCGAUCAAUGAUCAGUUGUGAAUAGACUUCCUUAUCACUCCCCCCAUCUCAUCUGAACUCGUGGUGUACUGUGUUCACACCGAUGCGUUACACAGACCAGGUGGAAUACAAAUCCAUGACGACAAUCGGUUUUUGUACACAGUUUCCCUCUAUGGUUUUGUUUUUGUGUCAACAUACAAACAUGUAUUCUGCAUUAAAAAAAAAUGUAAUAAACAUUUUAUGCUCUUUGUAAGACUG